AUGACUUCUAUUAGUGUUAAGAAACUAGUUAAAGAUUCUACCAUUUUUUUUCUUUGUGAUAUUCAAGAAAAAUUCAGACCUCAUAUUUAUGAAUUUACAAGUUUAGUAUCAACUGCCAAAAAAAUGGUUAAUGUAUCGAGAAUUUUGAAGAUUCCUGUGAUUGUUUCUGAACAGAAUCCAAAAGCUCUUGGAAAUACUGUUACUGAAAUUGAUAUUAAUAAUAAUGAACAUAAACUCAUUCAUGUCCGUGAAAAAACAAAAUUUUCAAUGUAUACCGAAGAGAUAAAAAGUAAGUUGGACGAAAUAACUGAAAUAACCAAAAUAAAACCAAGAUCUGUUGUACUUUUUGGAAUUGAGGCCCAUGUGUGUGUGUUACAAACAGCUUUAGAUUUAUUGGAGAAUGGUUUUGAUGUCCAUGUGUUGCAAGAUGGCAUCUCAUCUAUUCACCUUCCAGAAGUCGAUAUUGCAUUGCAACGAAUGCGUCAAGUAGGAGCAGUAGUCACAACAUCAGAAUCUGUCCUGUUUCAAUUGUUAGUUGACUCCAAAGACAGCAAGUUCAAAGAUAUUUCUAGUUUGGUGAAAGAAUACAAAGAAGCUACUGCAAACAACAAAUUGCUUUUUAGAUCAAGUAUGAAACAAUAA
Molecule: messenger RNA, 642 nt
Organism: Funneliformis mosseae
Lineage: Eukaryota; Fungi; Glomeromycota; Glomeromycetes; Glomerales; Glomeraceae
Source: the annotation of a GenBank genome assembly